AUGGAUUUAUACCUAUAAAACAUCUAAACUAGAUUUUUGUAAAAUUUCGAAGAUGAAGAAUAUUCUUAUUUAGUAUCAACUAAUCCAAGCAAAAAUUCAACAGAUUACACUCCGUUAAUUAUGGCUCAUCCUAGUAUGAAUAUUAAUGCACAAUAAUAUAUUUAUGAUGUAGAAUUCUAAAAUGAAUAAAGCAAUGACAAUGAUAAGUAAAUGUAUGCAAAUUAAACUAGCUUUCUAAGAGAAAUCUUUACUAUUGAAAAUUCAUGUAAAGAAUUGAUUCAAAUGAAUAACAGCUACAUAAGAACUAUAGUAAAGGAUGGAUAAUAGUAUUUAACAAGGUUUUCACCUAUUUUCGUAUGCUAUGGAAAUUAAUAUGAACAAUAUAGCAGUAAAGUUGGUUACUAUGUUAAAUCAAUUUCGUAUUAAAAAAGAGAUAAAUAUACAAAGGAAAUUUCUUAAAUGAUGGAAUUUAUGGUCAAAACAAUAAUUAUUUUGGUUAUUGUAGCUAUUUUAUUUAUAAGCAUUAUUUUUUUUAUUUUGCUAAAAUAUUUUCUAAAGCAUAAUUUCGAAAUUCCAAUAGCCAUAGUAAGUAAAGUUAUUUAAGAAGCUGAUUGUGAAAGAUGA
Messenger RNA from Tetrahymena thermophila SB210, 624 nucleotides. Its product is annotated as transmembrane protein, putative. The transcript is spliced from 3 exons. The record is from RefSeq and is a predicted model, not a curated record. NCBI's taxonomy places the organism in Eukaryota, Ciliophora, Oligohymenophorea, Hymenostomatida, Tetrahymenidae.